UUACGGAUGCUCGAAUGUGCAAAGAAAUCUUUUCUUCUUUUAAAUCAUCUUCCAAGCUCGUCUGAAGGCUCCGGUGAAAAGAUGGGGAAUGGUUCAAUGAAAUCAAAGCGUUACAAACACACAGACGGCUCAGCUGCUGCUUCCAACAGCCGACCUCAUAAAGAUAACAGUGGUGGGUUCAAAAAUGUGUCCCUGGAGUCCCUGAGGGCCCGAGUGGACGAGCUGGAGCGUGAGGGCAAGAGGAGGGAUGAGGAACUUUGUGCCAAAGACCAGCAGAUCAAAGGUCUCCAGGAGCAGCUAGCCAAACAGACGCGAGCUCUGGCCGAGCUGAGCGAGGAGCUGCAGAACAAGUGCAUCCAGCUCAACAAGCUGCAGGACGUGAUGAAGAACCAGAGGGGAGCAUCUGCAAGUCUGGCAUCCAGGCCCCCUUCCAUCAAAACCAGUGGCAAGAGCAGCCCCAACCUCAGUGUUCGCAUCAAGGAAACCCUCAAUAGAAGGAAAGGGGCUAAAGCUGGGGUGUCGGCCGAGCCUACAUCCAGGACCUACGACUCCAGCAGCCUUCCAAAGUUCUCUUUCGAGAAGGCUAGAGUACCAAAGGAUGCAAGUGUGAAGAAGCUGCUAACAGACGCCCUGAACAAGAACCAGUACCUGAAGAGGCUGGAGCUGCAGCAGAUCAAAGACAUGGUGGAGUGUAUGUAUGAGCGCACCUACCAGCAGGGAGAGUACGUCAUCAAGCAGGGAGAGCCUGGGAACCAUCUGUUUGUCCUGGCAGAUGGGAAGCUGGAUGUGUUUCAACAUAACAAACUGCUCACAUCGAUAACUGUGUGGACCACGUUUGGAGAAUUAGCCAUUUUGUACAACUGCACACGGACUGCAUCAGUGCGAGCUGUGAACAAAGUGAGGACGUGGGCUUUGGACCGAGAGGUAUUUCAGAACAUCAUGAGGAGGACGGCUGAGACGCGACAUGAACAGUACCGCAACUUCCUGCGAAGUGUUUCCCUCUUGGCUAAUCUACCAGAAGACAAGUUAAGCAAAAUAGUGGACUGCCUCGAGGUGGAAUACUAUGACAAGGGAGAGUACGUCAUCCGGGAGGGAGAGGAGGGCAGCACUUUCUACAUUAUUGCACAUGGAAAGGUGAAGGUGACCCAGACCACCGAGGCCCACAAGUUGCCGCAGAUCAUUAACACACUGCAGAAGGGGGACUACUUCGGGGAGAAAGCCCUUAUAAGUGAUGACGUCAGGUCAGCUAAUAUCAUCGCUGAGGAGAAUGGGGUGGAGUGCCUUGUCAUCGACAGAGAGACAUUUGAUCAGACAGUGGGCACCUUCAAUGAGCUGCAGAAGUACCUUCAAGGCUACGUGGCAACACUUGAUCGAGACGACAAGAAGAGACAUGCCAGGAGGUCAGUGUCACGCCACCAGAGCCAACCGCUUUCAGCAGACGUCAUCCAUCUGAGGGACAUGGUGUCAGCGUUCCCUCCAUGCAGGCCCUUCGACCACCUGGAGGUCAUCGCUACUCUUGGGGUCGGCGGCUUUGGACGUGUAGAACUGGUGAAGGUGCGUAACGAGGACAUCACCUUCGCGCUAAAGGUCAUCAAGAAGAAGCACGUCGUGGACAACAGGCAGGAAGAGCACAUCCACUCGGAGAGGAAGAUCCUUGCUGAGGCUCGCUCGCCUUUCAUUGUCAAACUGUAUCGCACGUUUAAAGAUAACAAAUAUGUGUACAUGCUGCUGGAGGCCUGUCUGGGUGGAGAGAUUUGGAGUCUGCUCAGAGACAGGGGGAGUUUUGAUGAGCCCACUGCCAAAUUCUGCGUUGGUUGCGUCACAGAAGCUUUCGAUUACCUCCAUCGCAAGGGUGUCCUCUACAGAGAUCUGAAGCCUGAGAACCUCAUGCUGGAUAGUGAGGGAUACAUCAAACUGGUUGACUUCGGUUUUGCCAAGAAGAUCAGAUGUGGCCAAAAGACCUGGACCUUCUGUGGGACACCGGAGUAUGUGGCCCCUGAAAUCAUCCUCAACAAAGGCCACAACUUCAGUGUGGACUUCUGGUCUCUGGGCAUCCUGGUGUUUGAGCUCCUUACUGGCAGUCCUCCGUUCACUGGGAGUGACCAGAUGAUGACGUACACUUUCAUCUUGAAAGGCAUUGAGAAGAUGGACUUUCCCAAGAAGAUCACCAAGAGACCUGAAGACCUCAUCCGCAAGCUAUGCAGGCGAAAUCCCUCAGAGCGACUGGGCAAUCUCAAAAAUGGAAUAACUGAUAUCAAGAAGCACAGGUGGUUUAACGGUUUUAACUGGGAGGGACUGAAGGCAAGGACUUUACUAUCGCCACUGAAAAGAGAACUUACAGGACCGACAGAUCACAGCUAUUUUGACAGCUACCCUCCAGAUGAGGACUCUCCUCCUGAUGAGCUGUCUGGUUGGGACAUGGACUUCUGAGACCUUCUGCUCCAUCAUUUCUGUUAUUUUCCUUCCAUUGCACACCCCGAAAACCAAAACUUAAUGGGCAAAGUGACCAUCACCUCUGGCAGCCAUGGUGGAGAUCCUCAGGUUUUGGGCAACAUUAGCUGCAAUUAGCUGGUUACUUUAUGAAAUUAUGAUUGGCCGUCUUAACACAAAUGAACAGCUACAGGAGAAUUCUCCUUUGACAGUGAAGUUAAACAGCUUAUUAUGUAACCAUCACUGUCCUUUUGGUUAAUAUAUCUGACUGGCACUCUAGCUAAUCAUGUACAAUGGAGUGCGAAUAAUGGUACAAUAGUAGUAGCAUGUUAGCAUUACUUAGAAGCUACUGAGGUUCUCCACAAUCUGCUACUGAGAAAUGUUGCACCUGUGUAGUACAGUGGAUAAACACUCAACUAAAUCAAACACAGCUGACAGUGUUUGUGGGUUGGAAGCCAGUGAGGGAUCAAGUCCUUGUUGCUGUAUUACUGACCCUUUCUGGAUGGUUGAACCAGCUGUGCAUUGUAACCGGUUCUGAAAUGUUGACAACCUAGAACUCAUGAGAAAACUUCCUAUUUCAUUCUGAAAUGUGGAUUCCCAAAGAUAUCUUUUCAGUGGCAAUGUGUGGACUUAAUACGCUUCAGUUUACAGUUCCAGUUAUUCAUGUGUUAACGCUCAUGUACAGUGUUUUCAAUAUGGCUAAACGGAGUUAGCGCCCAAAAGUGUUGCACAACAGAAAUCAGUGAAAACAAGUCAAAAGGCUAAUGUUGGCAAAUUUAAUCACUUAAGUGAGAGAGUGGUACAUCCAUGACAUUUUUGCCAACAUACUGUACCAACGGUGAAGCAACUUCAAAAAUGCAACAUUAGAUGCUUUGUUAUGUUUCAAAGUUCAGAAUGUUGAUUAUAGUUUUAGCAUUGCUAAAUACGCCCGCAGGCAAGUUCCUCAGAAAUAGUAACCAACUGUGUCCAAGAUAACUAGGCUGGACUCCUCAAGCUUCACCUCAUAUUGCUUUGGAGGGAGUACAUCUUGAAACAGAUAAGUGUUCUGUGUCACCGUGUUAUGUUUUUACAUUCUUUAUAUAUUAGAAUGAUCUUUUACAGAUACCUCAAAAAUAUUGUUUUCAGACACUUUUCUCUGGGCACUCAUGAUGGCUCCAGAAGUAGUGGGUAGUGAAAUGUGUGAUGCAGCUGCAAAGUCUUUAUUUCUUACAGCUGAGAGAAUUUGUUUACUGCUGUAGAGGAGUGGAGGUGAUUGGCGAGGAGAGAUGUGUGGAGACGACACUGCAAAAAGGCAAGCAACUUGAGAACAAACAGACUUGGGAGAAGAAAUUCUACUUAACUGCUUAGAUGGCAUCUGACCGCACUGCACGUCCAUCCCAAAACAGUGCUAAGAAGCAUCAAGAGUUCCUUGUGCCAACAGUGUUCUCCUCAAAGUCCCACUGCCUAAACCAGACACACAGAAAAACAUGAACACCUUCUCCUCUUAAGUUAUAGAGUGUGAUCAUCCCGUGGCAGGGCGCCUGACCUGAAGAAAUAUUUACCUUUUUGAAAUUGAGUCAACUCUGCGGUUGCCAGCUUCCCAAGAAGGGGAGUUCCGCGGCGUUGAAGAUGUGAGGAGGAACAGCAAAGACCAAACCUUCAGGGUUUACUAUGAGGGGGGUUUCAGGCACGUAGGGCUAAACAAGAUAUGUAUUUCCAUUUUCAAACACUUGAUGAUUACAGUAAAUUGACUGUGUACCAUGUCUCUAUGUAUAUACCUGUAUACUAUAAAACGCAAGCAUCAAAAAUACACAAUUUAUACAUUCCAAA
Micropterus dolomieu (smallmouth bass) is the source of this 4239-nucleotide messenger RNA. RefSeq names its product protein kinase cGMP-dependent 2 (gene prkg2). Gene Ontology annotation, biological process: protein phosphorylation. The transcript is spliced from 19 exons. The record is from RefSeq and is a predicted model, not a curated record. Gene Ontology annotation, molecular function: cGMP-dependent protein kinase activity; ATP binding. The coding region runs from base 7 to 2430 and encodes 807 amino acids. NCBI's taxonomy places the organism in Eukaryota, Metazoa, Chordata, Actinopteri, Centrarchiformes, Centrarchidae.